AUGGCACAGCCAUAUCUGAAUGGAGUGGCAAAAGUCCUAAAGCCAGCCCAGCUGCUUGACAAAGAUCCAGCAAAGCUGAGCCGCAUGAUGGCCGCCAUGCCACUUUUGGAACGUGUGCUUGGCUUGCUGCUGUUGCUACUGACGCUGGCGCAUGCCUCUCCCGCCACGCCAGAACCCUGCGAGCUGGAUGAGGACGGUGUCCGCUGCGUCUGCAACUUCUCAGAUCCGCAGCCGGAUUGGUCCAGCGCUUUUCUGUGUACCGGGGCGGUGGAUGUGGAGUUCUACGGCGGCGGUCGCAGCCUGGAGCAUUUUCUGAAGCGUGUGGACACCGAAGCAGACCUUCGGCAGUACGCAGAUGUGGUCAGGUCCCUGCCCUGGCAGCGGCUUACCGUGGGGGACGCGCGGGUUCCUGCUCCGAUGCUAUUCGGAGUCCUGCGUAUGCUCGGGUAUUCCAGCCUCAAGGAACUGACUCUUGAAAACCUCGAGGUAACCGGCACCACGCUGCCGCCGCUUCUGGAAGCCACCGGACCCGAUCUCAACACCUUGCAUCUCCGCAACGUGUCUUGGGCGACAGGGGAUGCCUGGCUCGGAGAACUUCAGCAGUGGCUAAAGCCUGGACUCCAGGUAUUGAGUAUUGCUCAGGCACACUCACUCAACUUUUCCUGCGAACAGGUCCGAGUCUUCCCCGCCCUUGCCACCUUAGACCUGUCUGACAACCCCGAACUGGGCGAGAGAGGGCUGAUCUCUGCUCUGUGUCCGAGCAAGUUCCCGGCCCUCCAAGUUUUAGCGCUGCGCAACACAGGGAUGGAGACGCCCAGCGGCGUGUGCUCUGCGCUGGCCGCAGCAAGUGUGCAGCUGGAAGAACUGGACCUUAGUCACAAUUCACUGCGGGAUACUGCAGGCGCUCCCGGAUGUGACUGGCCUAGCAAGCUAAACUCGCUCAAUCUGUCUUUCACUGAACUGGAGCAGGUGCCGAAGGGACUGCCAGCCGUGCUCAGCGUACUUGAUCUCAGUCACAACAGGCUGGAUAGGAAACCUAGGCCAGAUGAGCUGCCCAAGGUGGAUAAACUGUCACUUAAAGGAAAUCCCUUUUUGACCCCUGAACCCCACUCGGAGGAGUACAACUCUGGUGUAGUCACAGCCCCAGUGCAUUCGUCCCUGGCAGUGUGCGUGUCAGGAACUCUGGCAGUGCUCCAAGGAGUCAGCCUUUUUACCUAAUGCCAAAGGGAGAAAAAGGAACAUUUGCAUUGUUCUGGCUUCUGAGGGUUCUGGUCAGGAUGAUCAGAACUUCUUGACCAACGAAUCCUCUGCCUUACAGUUAUUAAAAUCUUAAACCACGAUGUAAGGGAAGAAAGACAGUCUUAGAUGGCUCCGUGGGUAAAGGCCACCAAGCUUGACACCUGAUUUUGAUCCUCAGCAUCCACACGGAGGGAAUGAACUCACUCCUGAAAGUUGUCUAUCUGACCUCCACAC
Molecule: messenger RNA, 1473 nt
Organism: Peromyscus eremicus (cactus mouse)
Lineage: Eukaryota; Metazoa; Chordata; Mammalia; Rodentia; Cricetidae
Gene: Cd14
Product: CD14 molecule
Exons: 2
Coding region: 1-1218 (405 amino acids)
Biological process (GO): lipopolysaccharide-mediated signaling pathway; positive regulation of type I interferon production; positive regulation of non-canonical NF-kappaB signal transduction
Cellular component (GO): lipopolysaccharide receptor complex; external side of plasma membrane; membrane raft
Molecular function (GO): lipopolysaccharide binding; protein binding
Source: RefSeq, a predicted model, not a curated record